Molecule: messenger RNA, 4915 nt
Organism: Notolabrus celidotus (New Zealand spotty)
Lineage: Eukaryota; Metazoa; Chordata; Actinopteri; Labriformes; Labridae
Gene: sfswap
Product: splicing factor SWAP
Exons: 19
Coding region: 1519-4251 (910 amino acids)
Biological process (GO): RNA processing; mRNA 5'-splice site recognition
Molecular function (GO): RNA binding
Source: RefSeq, a predicted model, not a curated record
CUGUACUUACUUAGUUUCCAACAUGGCGACCGACGGGACGCAGAAAUCUGCUUUUGGCUAAAACCUUACGGAAUACCGCAGCAUUUGGACCACCUACAAGCUAUUCAUCCACCAGAAAACAGUAUAUGCACCGUGAUUAGUAUUUGUUCUUAUAUAUUAAUUGUUUCCACGAACAACUGUGAGAUGUAUCGACGCGGAGCGGCAAAGAAAGACCACAACAACAAACCUGUGAAGAAGGAUGUGAGUGACAGUGAUAAAUACGCCGACCUCUUGGUGUUCGGCUAUGCCUGUAAACUAUUCGGGGACGACGAAAGGGCUCAUUACCACGAACGUGGAAGUCAUCUUAUCCCAUGGAUGGGGGACAAGAGCAUCAUGAUUGAUAGGUCGGUUGAACAAACUUAGACCGAAACAUUAUGCUAACCAUCUAUCCUGUCCGUUAGCCUGUUCCCAAAUUCAAGGGACCACAUGGAGUUUCUCUUGCAGCAGCUUGGGAAUUACUGCAACUGACAUCAAAUGUGUUACUUCCUGCUUUCUUCUUGUUAAAGUGUUUAUGAAUGUCUUGAAUUGAAUACGAAUGGUAUCUGAACUUUCUCUGAAAACAUGCUAAGAUACAAUCCCCCAUCACUUUGCUAACAUUAGCCAUGUUGCUGAGCCAACAAUGAACACAGAGUUAGUUAAUUUAGUUUGCACAGCAGCGUGAAUUACUGCAGCCUAAUUUGACACGAAUACAGACAUACAGACAACCUCUAGACAACAAAGACUAAACAUUACAAACCACAGAGAUGUGUCUGAUUUGGCUGCAUUAGUCUGUGCUGUGUGCCAUGCUGAGGAAAACAACAACACAUGUUUGAAGUCUUAACUAUCAGACUGCAUGGGUUAGCCUUAAGGUGGGGUUUGCAUCUUGGCAUGUUGGAAGAAUUUCCUCUGGAAACUGUUUCCCAGUUCAUAAUCUCUUAAUGGGAGUCAAGUGGUGGUAUGACUCAGAACAAAUUCUCAUCUCAUCUGUCUUUUUCAAAUUGAGUUUUGGCUCAGAUAUCAAAAACCCUAUCUGCACAAAACAAAUGACACACUGUGCUGAUAUCCACAAUACCAGAGCAAAUUCUAACCACCACUAAAGUUACUGCAGUUAAGUUGAUUCAAAAUAUCACAAUGUCAAAUACAUACAUUCCUAAAUAAAUUCAGCACAACAUUUCAAGGGACAGCAAUGUGUCUCCAAAGUGUUGGUGCAGGCGGUGGUGUGAAGUGUAUCUCCACCUCCAUAUAGAAAAAGUACUCCUUUAACCUGAAAACAUGGUAUCAGUUGUUCUUUUGAUUCUUCUUCUUCUGCAGUGGCCCAACUUGUGAUUCAUCUGUACAGCCUUUGUAUGUGUGUCUUUAUCACAUGACCCAGUUUUUUCCCACAGCAAGGUAGGCUAAGGGGUCCUGCCAAACCCCGAAUGCCCACCACUGCGCCCCAUUUCUUUGUCUUCAUGAAGAAACUGGAACUGAGAGGUGGCGUAGAGGGACGAACCUCGGAAAAUGUCGUCCAUUUGGGUUCUUACGGAUAGAUACGAUGGGCGCGGUCACUUACAUGACCUUUCUGAGUAUGACAGUGGGUCAUGGAAUACAUCCUACCAGCUUUCAGAGGAAGAGGACAGGAUUGAGGCACUCUGCGAUGAGGAGAGAUACCUGGCUCUGCACACCGACCUGCUGGAAGAGGAGGCCAGACAAGAGGAGGAGUACAAACGUCUGAGUGAAGCUCUGGCCGAUGAAGGCACCUACAACGCAGUGGCCUUCAAAUACAGCGCGGACUACUACGACCCGUCUCAGCCCACAGAGGAGGAGGAAGCCAACAGGGAACAUGAAGACACAGAGCCGGAGGAGAGUGAGGAGCCGUUUGUCGCUCCCCCAGGCCUCGCUAUCCCUCCUGAUGUGGAACUUCCAGCAACCAUCAAGACCCACAACAUCAUCGAAAAGACGGCCAACUUUGUGUGUCAGCAGGGGGCUCAGUUUGAAAUAGUCCUGAAAGCAAAGCAGUCUGGAAACUCCCAGUUUGACUUUCUCCGCUUUGACCAUUACUUGAACCCCUAUUACAAACACAUCCUGCGAGCCAUGAAGGAAGGUCGAUACAAGCUUACCUCCGCUGGCAAGCAAGAGCAGGCACAGGAUUCCAACUCUGAUGAUUCAGACGAUGACGGCGAUGGCAGUUACCUUCAUCCCAGCCUGUUUGCCCCUAAAAGAUGCUCUCGCCUGGAGGAGCUGGUAAAGCCUCUGAAGGUAUUAGACCCAGACCAUCCUCUGGCAGCACUUGUACGAAAAGCCAAAAUGGAGAGAAACGGCACUGCAGUAGUGGAACCCAAACCAGAGGAAGUGGCAGAACCUCCUGCACCCACUACUCAAGUGCAGUACAGUGCAGACCCCAUGUAUUACGGGUACUACAUGCUCCCUGAUGGGACAUUCUGCUUAGCUCCACCUCCCCCUGGGAUAGAAGCCACCUCCUAUUAUAACACUAUGCCCUCAGCUGUUACAGCGACCCCGGCAUCUUCUGCUGCUUUGCCUAAUGUAGGAGCUGCGUCUGCAUCCACCCCACCUGAAAGUGUAGCAACGGCACCAGCAGCUACUGCCCCUGCUCAGGUCAGCAGCCCUGCUGCUCCUGCUGUGGUAGUAGAAAGCAGCCUGAAAGCCGAACCUCAAGCUUCCGCACCAGCAGCCAUCAUUCCCCCACCGCCAGACAUCCAGCCAGUCAUAGACAAGCUGGCCGAGUAUGUCGCUAGGAACGGGCUUAAGUUUGAGGCCAGUGUCCGUGCCAAGAAUGAUCCACGAUUCGACUUUCUGCAGUCUUGGCAUCAAUACAACACCUAUUACGAGUUUAAGAAGAAUUACUUCAUGAACAAGGGAGGAAAAGGAUUUCCAGAGGAUCCGGAGGAAGACGAUGAGUCGCUUGACUCAGACCUGUCACUCACAGACUCCAAGUUGUCAAAAGCCUCUUUUGCCCCAAUCAGCUUUGCCAUCAAGGCAAAGGAAAACGACAUGCUGCCGCUGGAGAAGAACAGAGUUCGAUUGGACGACGAUUCAGAUGAGGACAAGUUGCUGGACGAGGGCGGACUGGAAGCUUUGAUGGACGGGGCUGGGAUUCUUGAAAAGGAACUUCUCCCUUUCAUCACACCUGAAGAGAAAAAACCCUCCCUAAGCUUGGAGGAGUUAGAAGCAAAACAAGCCAAGCAGAAACUGGAGGAUCGCCUUGCAGCUGCUGCCAGGGAGAAGCUGGCCCAGGCGUCUAAGGAGUCCAAGGAGAAACAGCUACAGGCGGAGAGGAAGAGGAAAGCAGCACUCUUCCUCCAGACUCUCCGAACCCCCUUACCGGGAGAGACCGACGCCAAGAGAGCUGAGCUAGAUUCAUCCGCACAGCUAGAGAUCCAAGAAGCCCUGUCUCUUCUGUGUGACCCUACACCUCCUCAAGUGUCCUCUGCACCACUCACUCACCCUCAGGAUCAAAGACCCACCAUGGAGCACCAAGGAUCCCAUCGCAGCAAAGAGGCCCCAUCCUCCUCCUCAUCAUCCUCCCACACUACCUCCAGAGGAACAGCCAGAGACAGGGACAGAGAGAGAGACCGGGACAGAGAAAGAGACCGGGACAGGGAGAGAGACAGGGAGAGGGAGAGGGAGAGGGAAAGAGAAAGGGAAAGGGAAAGGGAGAAGGACAGAGAAAGAGAAAGAGAAAGAGAGAGAGACAGAGACAGAGACAAGGACAGGAGCAAAGCGAAGGACAAAGACAAGAAGAGGAAAAAACACAAGAGGAGGUCAAGAUCAAGGUCACGGUCGAAGAACAAACACUCCCUUCCCAGUGCCUACAGGAGAUCCCGCAAGUCCCGAUCCCGCUCGCGCUCCCCAGGGAGGAGGGACAGAAGGGGGCCCUCGACGGAGAGGAGACGUGAGGAGAGGGAGCGGGAGCGCUAUCAUCCCAGCAGCAGCUCUGGUCUUCCCAGGGGGCAUUCGAGAUCCAGGUCCCCUCCAGAAAAAAGGAAGAGCUCUUUGUCAUCCUCAGGACAGAUGCAAACCGCGUCCCCGUACUCCUCCCCGAGCAGAGUUUUGUCCCCAUCAGCAAGCCCCGCCUCCAGCCUGGGUCUCUCCAGGGGAGGAUCCCAGGAGAAAGACAGGGCUGUGUCCUCAUCCAUAGUAUCCUCUGUUCAGUCCAAAAUAACUCAGGAUCUGAUGGCCAAAGUGCGAGCCAUGCUUGCCACCUCCAAAACCUUCCAACCUCCCAACUCCUAAUGAAGCCCUCCCUUUCUCCAAGCCGCAUCAUCCUUGGCCAAUCAGCGAGCAGCAUUCUGUUUUAUCACCCAGUAUUUAUCAUGAUUUUAAGUCAUCUUGAUUUGAGUAUUUGAGCAGUUUGUAGGCAACAUGUUUUUUUUUUGUUUUGCCUUCUGCAGCACUUUUAAAGUAAUGCAAAGGCAUUCACUGAGCUGAAUAUCUUGUUUAAACACCUGACAUGAGAAACAGCUCCUCCGCUGGAAGAUCAUGUCAUAAGCUGACAUGUUUUCGUUCAGGAAGAAUCAAAUGUGAAAAUGAUCCGUAUGUAUUUUCCAUCCCAGUUUUAGAACACAUUUCUCACAUGUUUUGACAGUCAUUCUUUGCAGCAUUACCUGAAGCUGCUGGAGGUCUGUAUUUGCUCCUUCUAUGAAGGGUUGUGUUGUUUUGAUCAUCUCACUUCUCUCACCUCCUUCACUAUUUUCCACUGUUCUUUCCCCUCUUUUCCCACCCCUGUUUUUUUUUUUCUCCCCUGCACCUCAACCGUCUUUAUCAGAAGCUGUUUUGAUUUUCUUCUGUGUCCUUUAGCGCUGUUGUGUGCCUUCAUUUUUUGGGUUUGUAAUGUAUGUAACUACAUGCAGAAACACUUUGUUACCCAAAAUGUCAAUAAAGUUUUGUUUAUGACUUA